Zingiber officinale is the source of this 2089-nucleotide messenger RNA. RefSeq names its product synaptotagmin-2-like. The transcript is spliced from 13 exons. Gene Ontology annotation, cellular component: endoplasmic reticulum. Gene Ontology annotation, molecular function: lipid binding. Lineage: Eukaryota; Viridiplantae; Streptophyta; Magnoliopsida; Zingiberales; Zingiberaceae. Bases 244 to 1860 code for a protein of 538 amino acids. The record is from RefSeq and is a predicted model, not a curated record.
AAUGUCGGCCUCGCCGACCGUCAUAAUCAGCAGCUCCGCUCUUCGCUUUGACUGGCCUCCAUUUCUAAAUCACUUCCUGUCCAGGCUGAUUCUACUGCUACUCUUCGAGGGGCGCGGAUUGGAGGGCAGAUUUGGGCGCAUUGGAUGUGUUCGUGAAAGUCCUGAUGGCGGUCAUUCUGUCUUGUUUUUGCGGGUUUCUUGUCUUGAUGCGAAGGCGUUGAGGGCUGAACGGCGUGGUAGAAGAUGGGCGUCUUAAACACGGUGUUGAGUUUCUCCGGGUUUGGAGUGGGGCUGACGGCGGGGAUCGUCGCCGGAUACUACCUCUUCAUCUACUUUCAGCCUUCUGAUGUCGACCAGGAUCCUAAGAUCCGUGCACUUGUUGAACAUGAUACCCAAUCAUUGGAACGAAUAUUUCCUGAAAUUCCCCUAUGGGUAAAGAGUCCAGAUUAUGAACGAAUUGAUUGGUUGAAUAAGUUUCUGGUGGUAAUGUGGCCCUAUCUUGAUAAGGCUAUUUGCAAGACUGCAAAACAAAUUGCAGAUCCAAUUAUUGCAGAGAAUACUGUGAAAUAUAAAAUUGAUUCCGUUGAAUUUGGAAAUUUCACUCUCGGUUCACUACCACCAACUUUUCAAGGAAUCAAAGUCUACACUACAGAUGAGAAGGAGAUAAUUAUUGAACCAUCACUCAAAUGGGCUGGGAAUCCCAAUGUAACCAUUGUUGUCAAAGCCUAUGGAUUAAAAUUAUCUAUACAGGUGGUAGAUCUUCAAAUUUUUGCUUCUCCGCGAAUUACUUUAAAACCAUUGGUCUCUAGCUUCCCUUGUUUUGCAAAUAUCUUUGUGUCCCUCAUGGAGAAGCCACAUGUUGACUUUGGUCUAAAACUUGUGGGGGCUGAUCUUAUGGCAGUUCCUGGUCUUUACAGAUUUGUUCAGGAGACCAUUAAAAAACAAGUUGCAAUUAUGUACCUAUGGCCUAGACACCUGGAAGUGCCUAUACUUGAUGCUUCAACGGCCUCAAAUAAGCCUGUUGGAAUGUUGCAUGUGAAGAUUAUUAGUGCACAAAAACUAAGAAAGAAAGAUUUGUUUGGAAAAUCAGACCCGUAUGUGAAACUUAAGCUUUCAGAUGAUAAGCUUCCAUCGAAGAAGACAACUGUCAAGAAGAGCAAUUUAAACCCUGAGUGGAAUGAGGAAUUCAACUUUGUUAUAAGAGACCCAGAAAAUCAACAGUUGAACCUCGCUGUUUAUGACUGGGAGCAGGUGGGAAAACAUGAAAAAAUGGGCAUGAAUGUUAUUCGGUUGAAUGAACUUAACCCUGAUGAGCCUAAAAUUUUAACACUUGACUUGAUGAAGAAUCUCGAUAAUAUUGAUGCUCAGGAUGACAAAUUUCGUGGGCAAAUUGUUGUGGAAGCAACAUACAAGCCUUUUAAGGAAGAUAAAUUGUUAGAGGUUGAUAGUGAGAAGGAUACCGCAGUAAACGCUCCUAACGGGACUCCUUCAGGUAGCGGGCUGCUUGUUGUUACCAUUCAUGAAGGUCAAGAUCUUGAGGGCAAGCACCAUACAAACCCUUACGUGUGUCUCACCUUUAAAGGAGAAGUGAAAAAGACAAAGCAUAUAAAGAAAAGCAGAGAUCCAAGAUGGGAAGAAGUACAUCAAUUUGUAUGCGAGGAGCCUCCUAUCAAUGAUAAAAUACAAGUGGAGGUGUAUAGUAAGGCACCCAGCAUUGGUAUACACUCCAAGGAAAACUUGGGAUAUGUCAUCAUUAGCCUCGCAGAUGUGGUGAACAACAGGAGAACCAACGAAAUAUAUCAUCUGAUCGACUCAAAAAAUGGACGAAUCCAGAUAGAAAUGGAGUGGGUUACUUCAUAGAGUUUCAUCUAAUGAGCUAGUCCCUGCACUGUUUGCUACAAAAAAUUCCGCAGGUCGAGUGAUGUUACAAUAUAAAGAGCACUAGAUAGCAACGAUGACGAUUGAAAUGACAAGCCCUGUAGAUUUUCUAUUGCUUUCCUUUUCGUGAUUGUGUGAAACGUAUUUCAUAUCGCAACUGUAUCGGUUAGAUAAUCUGGUAAAUGGUUUUGUCUGGGUUGCAUUGUGUUUA